AUGGCGAGCCAUGGCGUUUUUCAAGGCGUGAUUAAAGCUACCUGUUGGCUUCCUGGCUCUGGUGAGAGAGAGAGAGAGAGAGAGAGAGAGAGAAACUCAGAGUUCCAUUAUUGGGUUCUUUCAUCAUGUAAAUCCAAUCUCCUCAACCUCCCGUAUCGAAGUAUGGAUCUAAAUCAGAAGCGAACCAAAACGGUUGACCGAGUCGAUCCGGUUGAUCCUGUUGCGGUGUCGCCGGAAUCAACUCCAGUGUAUCCGUUUCCUGACGAGGUUCUAGAACCGGUGCUCUCGCUGAUAAACUCUCACAAGGACCGCAGUUCCGUGUCUCUAGUAUGUAAAGACUGGUACAACGCUGAGCGGUGGAGCAGACGUCAUGUGUUUAUCGGAAAUUGCUACUCGGUGUCGCCAGAGAUUGUAGCCGGGAGGUUUCCUCAGAUUCGGAGCGUGACCUUGAAGGGGAAACCGAGGUUUUCGGAUUUCAAUUUAGUACCGGAGGAUUGGGGAGCUGAUGUUCAUCCAUGGUUGAGUGUUCUCGCCAAAGCGUAUCCAUUCCUGGAGGAGCUGAGACUGAAGAGAAUGGCAGUUAGCGACGAGAGUUUGGAGUUUCUGGCGACGAACUUUCCAGAGUUUAAAGCUCUGUCUCUAUUGAGUUGUGAUGGAUUUAGUACUGAUGGGUUGAAAGCUAUUGCUACUCAUUGCAGGAAUUUAACUGAGCUAGACAUACAAGAGAAUGGAAUUGAUGAUCUUGGUGGGGAUUGGUUAAGUUGCUUCCCAGAAACCCUAACCUCAUUAGAAGUACUAAAUUUCGCAAGCUUAAACAGUGAAGUUGACUAUAAUGCCCUCGAGAAGCUUGUUACUAGGUGUAAAUCAUUAAGGGUUUUGAAAGUUAACCGAAACAUAAGUUUAGAUCAAUUGCAAAGACUUCUAUUACGGGCCCCACAACUAACUGAACUUGGCACAGGAACCUUUAUGCAAGAUCUUGUCACCCGUUCAGUAUCUGAGCUCGAGGUUAUCUACCCUGCGUGUGCUCGACUUACUUUUUUGAAUUUGAGUUAUGCAACUUUAAGGAGUGUGGAAUUAGCAGAUCUUCUUACUCAUUGUAAAAGUCUGAAACGCCUUUGGGUUCUUGAUACUGUUGGGGAUAGUGGUUUAGAAGCGGUUGGAUCAUGCUGCCCGUUACUUGAAGAACUGAGAGUCUUCCCGGCUGACCCCUUUGACCAAGAAGUCGCCGGGGUGACCGAAUCCGGUUUCGUCUCGGUUUCCCGUGGCUGCCCCAAACUUCAUUACGUUCUUUACUUCUGCCACCAAAUGACAAACGCCGCCGUAGCCACCAUUGCCCGAAACUGCCCGGGCUUCACCCACUUUCGUCUCUGUAUCAUGAACCCUGGGCAGCCCGAUUACUUGACCAACGAACCCAUGGACGAGGCUUUCGGUGCGGUUGUCAAAACCUGCCCGAACCUCCAACGCCUGGCGGUUUCCGGGCGGUUGACCGACCUUACGUUUGAAUACAUUGGGAAAUAUGCAAAAAACUUGGAAACUCUUUCGGUUGCUUUCGCGGGUAGUAGUGAUUUAGGGUUGAAGUAUGUUUUGGGCGGCUGCCCGAAACUGAGGAAGCUUGAGAUCCGAGAUUGCCCGUUUGGAAACGCGGCGUUGCUUUCGGGUUUGACUAAGUAUGAAUCAAUGAGGUCUCUUUGGAUGUCGGCUUGUAAUUUGACUAUGAAUGCGUGUAGGGUUUUGGCUAAAGAGAUGCCGAGGUUAAAUGUUGAAGUUAUGAAAGAUGAAGAUAGUGAGGAUAGUCAGGCUCAUAAGGUUUAUGUCUACCGAACCGUGGCGGGACCUCGAAGGGAUGCCCCACCUUUCGUCCUCACCCUCUGAGUUCCCUGACCAGUUAUCUAGUCAUCUGAUAUGAUCUAAUAUAUCAUAUCAGAUGACUAAAGUAUAACUGGAGACCAAUCAUCUGAUAUGAUAUAUAAGAUAUCAUACCAGAUGACUAAAAUAUGACUGGAGACUCAUGCUCCGGUCAUAUUAUGUUGGACGACUCAUGCUCUAGUUAUCUGAUAUAAUCAGAUGACUAGGCAUUUGUAAUUUGGAAAAUAAGGUUGUAUUGUGGGAGAGUAUAAAAGAUAGGAAACAUAUUGUUAUAUUUGAAGAUUGUUCCCGUCAUUUAUAUUGAAAGUUCGUGUGUGGGACGGGUGUGAAAGCACGACAUGAUAUGGGAUAAGUUGUUUUUCUUGUUUUUGUUUCGGUUGGGCAAGUUUAGUAUGUUGAUGUGUAGUUAAAAGUAGUGAAUUGUUAAAGUUUGAAUCUUUGAAGACAAAAGUUGGACUCUAUUUGUGUGGGACUGAUGAUAUGUAGGUGUGAUUUAUAGAGUUAAGGAGGUGAGAAACCGAGAAUUAUGUAUCAAUAAUAUGUGGUUUCUAUCAUAAAAUCGAAUGUAUAAUUUUAUUAAUUUUAUAAAUAGCUUUGUAAAAUCUAAACUUUGAUCAAAUGAAUAUCAGAAUCAGAGUUGUAAAUUAUGAA
Lactuca saligna is the source of this 2517-nucleotide messenger RNA. The record is from the annotation of a GenBank genome assembly. NCBI's taxonomy places the organism in Eukaryota, Viridiplantae, Streptophyta, Magnoliopsida, Asterales, Asteraceae.